Messenger RNA from Megalops cyprinoides (Indo-Pacific tarpon), 546 nucleotides. Its product is annotated as vegetative cell wall protein gp1-like. The record is from RefSeq and is a predicted model, not a curated record. The transcript is spliced from 3 exons. Lineage: Eukaryota; Metazoa; Chordata; Actinopteri; Elopiformes; Megalopidae. Bases 1 to 546 code for a protein of 181 amino acids.
AUGACUAUCAUCAUCAUCUUCAUCAUCAACAUCUUCAUCACCAUCAUGGUCAUUAUCAUUUCCAUCAUCACCAACAUCAACAUGAUCGCUAUCAUGAAUAUCAUAACUGUCAUCACCAUCAUCAAAAUAACUGCCAUCAUUAUGAUUGUCACCACCAUCAAUAUUGUGGAGCGGACGGGUCUGCACUGUCCGUCCCACCUGUCCCCCCGUCCCCCCACUCCCUGCGGGCCCCAGGGGCCCCACCCCUGCCCCGCCCAAACGGGGUGCCCCACCCCUGCCCCGCCCAAGCGGGGUGCCCCGCCCCUGCCCCGCCCGAGCGGGGGCGGCAGCCGUGGCCCCAAUGCCAAACCCCAAACUCCCACCCGGACCUACCUGGCCCCACCCAGCCCCGCCUGGCCCCACCCGGCCUGCCUGGCCCCGCCUGGCCCCACCCGGCCCCGCCUGGCCCCACCCGGCCCCGCCUGGCCCCGCCCGGCCCCACCCGGCCCCGCCUGGCCCCACCCGGCCCGCCUGGCCCAGCCUGGCCCCUCCCCCACAUGCAGGUAA